Molecule: messenger RNA, 2738 nt
Organism: Gallus gallus (chicken)
Lineage: Eukaryota; Metazoa; Chordata; Aves; Galliformes; Phasianidae
Gene: SPIC
Product: Spi-C transcription factor
Exons: 6
Coding region: 172-927 (251 amino acids)
Biological process (GO): regulation of transcription by RNA polymerase II; cell differentiation
Cellular component (GO): nucleus
Molecular function (GO): sequence-specific DNA binding; DNA-binding transcription factor activity, RNA polymerase II-specific
Source: RefSeq, a predicted model, not a curated record
AGAAGAAUCUUCUGCUAAUGAAAAAGUCAGUUUUCAUUUGUAAAAUUAAAUACUUCCAAUAUAAGAAUGGGUUACAUGAGACCUAAGGGAGCACAUAAGGCAUGUAUCUUCUCUUCAUCUCCCAAAAACACUAAUUAAAGGAUUCAAGAUUUGAUAUUUAAAUAAUGAAAUAUGUUCUUGCAGAGUUUUCCUGAUCAGGACAUACUGGGUCAGGCUUUUGAAGAUGCACUAGAGGUACUGCAGCAGCACUCCGACAGAGAAAUGCAGUACUCACAAGGUUAUAAAAAUUGCCUGUCUGUGAUCAACCAUCAUCCCCACCUCCGAGCAAGUCCCAGCUACUCUGCCCUACCCUCUACAGAGGACCCAGGAUACAGCUGGAGAACUGUGAUAAACAGUGCAGCAGAUUUUUAUGCAGAUGAUUCUGUCUACCAUACUCUGCAGAAUACUCCAGAAAGCCAAGUGAUGCAUGCUGCUGCUGUCCAGCCAAAAGCAGGGAAAGGUAGAAAAAAACUUCGUCUGUUUGAGUACCUCCACGAGUCUCUGUAUGAUCCAGCCAUGGCAAACUGCAUCCAGUGGGUGGAUAAGCCCAAUGGUGUCUUCCAGUUUGUCUCCAAAAACAAGGAGAAACUUGCAGAGCUGUGGGGAGAAAGAAAGGGAAACCGCAAGAUCAUGACAUAUCAGAAAAUGGCCAGAGCACUGAGGAAUUAUGGAAGAACAGGUGAAAUCAUUAAAAUUCGAAGGAAGCUGACAUACCAGUUCAGCGCUGUUGUUUUACAAAGACUUGCUCCAUCGUACUUCUUGGGAAAAGAAACUGUUUAUCAUCCAUACAUUCAACCCAAUCAAGAAUACCAAUGUGCAGAUGACUGGACCAAUUACAACAGUUACAUGUAUAACAACGGUUAUGCAUUACAGCAUGCUAAUAGCUAGACAUCACAUAAACGGCUCGUAAUACUUUCCAGCACAGGAACUCUUCUCUAUACAUAGCUUUUCCUAUAUUAUAUCAUGCAAACACAUGAAGAGGGCUUAAAAAAUGAUCUUAACCUACUUUGUUCCUUUUGAAGUUACCAAUAAAUAGUCAUUGAAUAUUGAAGAAAAACAGCAGCUGUAGGGCAGAUUCUGUUCUCUGUGGCAUUAAUCAAAGGAAGUACAUCAAAUUCAAGCUAAAUAUCCAAGAUAGGGAUCAAGACUUUUGUCUGCAGUCUGGAUCAAAGAUCCCAUCCUGAUAAUGCUCAUUCACUUCAUCAGAAGUUCUGUGCAUAUCCCCAACUUUCUAAUCAGAAUGCAGAUACUGUUGCAGCAUAGCUCACAAUUGGAUGCGUGUGAAUUAGAAAGGGAAGAGAUUUGCCAACUGUGCUAAGCUACUGUCUGCUUUUUCAUCAACGCUCUUUAUUAAGAGAUGAUUUCUGAGUGAAUCCCUGGCUGAACUAUAGAGUCCACAUGAAGGUGCACCUGUUGGCCAAGUUGUUAAUCCUUAAUCACUUAUAUUAACAUAUUUUAGCACAGAUCCUGACACAUGGUGUUAGGAUCACCAGGUGUGCAUUUCACGGUUGGCAGGGGAUUCUUUGAGAAAGCGACCAUACCAUGACAGAGUUAGCAAAGGAUUAUGCUUUUUAUGAAGCUAUUUACAGUUCUCCCCCACUAAUAUGAGAAGUCGCACUUUUAUCCAUCAGUUCUAUACUCAGCUGAUGAACCCAGCUUUGUUACUUACAACCACCUUUGGAGUUAUAACUUUUUAUAUAGAAAUACAGCAUUGCUUCUCCAGCUUUUUUUCUGUGUGGUACGUUUGCUGAGAGACUCAGUAAUUUUAUCUUCUCUUCAUGGAGAAGAAGAGUAGAUUUAGAUAAAAAAAGAGAGUACUAUCCUCUUACUCCAGGAUGAUACCAAUAAGUACACUCAUUCUGAUGCUUCUAUUCCUUUGUCAGCUUGUAUCAUCAUACGGUUUGGUUGUUGUACUAAAAUACUUCCAUUUGACUGCAUUCAACUUUGUAUUCUGCAUUUUGCUUCAAGUGACUGUAGGUUCAGGUAGAAAUAGAAAGAAAAUUGAUAUCUGUGAAGAGGUAUACAUGGUGGCUUGAUAUGUUUCGUGAAAUUCACUGACUUUAACAGUUACCAUUUGCUCUAACUCCUGCUUACAUCUGCAGGGAAAUCAUUUUAUGUAAUAGACACAAGGCAACAUACUCCACUCUAGCAAAACUCAAGCUUUUGUGUUAAUACUUUGGUUAAGAUGAAAGACGUGUACCCUUAGAAAUAUGAAGCAUAUUAAGCAACGCUAAGACCCAGGUUUUUUGUCAUUGAACAUCUCACAAAACAGGCAGGUCAUAACUGUGUUGUUAAUAUUUUGAGUAUAGUUUCCCAUAUGUAAACUUUUCUAUAAAAUAGACACAAGAUGCCUCUAGUUAGAUGUAAUUGAGUCUGGAUUCUGCUGUAGCACUGAAUGUGGUGGGGCUUUUACAAAGAACUAAAAUCUUUAAGUCAGGAUGCUCUCAAUGUGUGAGCACCUACCUAAAUACAACGUUUCAAAUAUCAUAAUGUUCAUAAAUUUGAUGAGAAACUGCAUGUUAAUUUACUAAACAUCUGUCACCAAUUGCACUCUGACUUUGUGUUAUUUACAAGGCUGGUAACAUACACUGCAAUAAGAAUCUACCUUGUGUAAAAUGCUUACUUUGUCAGUGUGUUCAGAUUCACUUUUCUCAGCCUCAUCUACUUGUUAAGGAAAUAAAUACUUUUUUUUAUUAUUA